AUGAAUCGCUCCACCGCUUAUUCGUAUCACCAGUCUUCUGGCUCAAGAAGCUCGUCAAGCCAUGGCACCAGCAGCGCCUUCAGUCCGAAUGCCAACCCCAAUGAAGAUUGGACCAAGAUCUCAGAUCUUGCCGAACGACGACGCAUCCAGAACCGAAUCGCACAGCGAAACUAUCGGAAAAAGCUGAAGCGCCGCUUGGAGGAUUUGGAGAAGCGCGCUGCCACUGCCUCAGUAUCCCCAGAACGGUCUCUUGAGAAACCAGAAGCACCAAAGUUGGUGCAGUCGACGAAACCCCGUAGCAAAAGCCAACGUACCUCCAAGUCUUCGACCUUGAAUGCACACAGUCGCAACGCCGCCGAGCGAGCCGCCACUUAUGAUAGCUACUCUACCCAAGAAGAGCGUGGGACAAUGUUCUCUCAUCAAUGCACGCGGCAGCUCUCCGCAUCACCGCCACCGGUGUUCUCCUAUCCUUCUUAUCCUCACCUGGAUCCCUACGGACAAUCGACGUACGGGCAAUCGCCCCCGUACCAUUCCCUUUCGGGUGUCUAUCAUGAUGCGCCUAUCCAGGGAGAAUACGGACCACCGAUACCAUCGAUUAUCCCAGUUACAAUGACCACGACAGGACCAACCAAGAGACACCCGGCCUAUGCAGAUGAAGAUAUCAUAAGCCCAUUCAACAUGAGCUAUGCAUCUAUGGCUGGGAUUGACUUGUGCCCGACCCCUCACCACCUCGCAGAGUCUAAUAUCCCGGUACAUACCCUUUCCCGUUCAUUGAAUCGAUCUGUUCGGAGCCUCCAAGCCAACAAGCGCUAA
Molecule: messenger RNA, 813 nt
Organism: Aspergillus tanneri
Lineage: Eukaryota; Fungi; Ascomycota; Eurotiomycetes; Eurotiales; Aspergillaceae
Product: bZIP transcription factor
Exons: 2
Coding region: 1-813 (270 amino acids)
Biological process (GO): regulation of DNA-templated transcription
Molecular function (GO): DNA-binding transcription factor activity
Source: RefSeq, a predicted model, not a curated record